Messenger RNA from Linum tenue, 4363 nucleotides. The record is from the annotation of a GenBank genome assembly. Lineage: Eukaryota; Viridiplantae; Streptophyta; Magnoliopsida; Malpighiales; Linaceae.
CUUCUUUCCCUUUCUCCUCUAGCGUGCUCUGAUACCAUGUCAAGAACCAGUUGCUCCCAAUAACUCUCUUUUUCCUCUCCUUCACGUUCUCCUUCAGCAAUCAAUUUUCAUUCACCAUCUCCGAAGUCUCCAUUUAUCCCCCGAGACAAAAUCGCCGAACGCCGAGAGCCCAGACGGUGGUGACGCCAUUUCCCUUUCCUCUCUUUACCGACAUGAUGAGGACAGGAUUUCUGCUUCAGAAUCAAGCGGAAAACAGGUACUCACUGGGAGGGUUUCAGGAGUUUCGGCGGUGCUCCAGAAGGUUUAUAGCGAAGAAGACCAGAAUGGAAAAUCACGGGAGCUUGGUUUUAGGCUUGACAAUUCCUUAGACUCCCGCUCGACUCCCCCAUUUUCCUUCUUAAUUUGAGAGAGAUGGUGGUCUCCAUGAUAGUCAAGCUUCAGGUUUGUCAAUUCCUCAUAUUCCUCUUGGUGCUCUGUUCCUCUAUAAUUUGAACUAAUUUUUGUAGUUUUAAACAGCGGGAACUUCUUCCAAUUUUGAGUAGUCUAUUGGAUGUUGAGCUUAUUGUGUGUGGUGGUGGUUCAAGAACAAGCAACACAACAGAGAAGCAAACUGCAUUUCCUUGGAGUUGCACAUGGAUGUGAAUCGUAAUGGUGAUGCUUUACACAGUUCCAGUGAUUGGCUGGACUUACAGUUCCAAUUCGCACAAUCUUGGUGUUGGCAUUCUUCCAAGUGUAAAAAUGAAAAGAGGCCACCCUUGCAAGUAUUCAUUUGCAUGGAGAAUUUCUCUUCACUAGCAGCAAGGUGAUGAUGGAUCAGUUGAAAUCAGAGUUUUUUUUCUUCAUUAGCCAAUUCUGAAGUGGGCACAAAACACUGAAAGAAUCUAUCGCCAAGGAUGUCAAACUCAACCUGCAACCUGAUUUCAAGAUGGGUGCAACUGCAAAGCUGCAGCAGCAGCAACUGAGCCAGUUCCAUAACCAUCACUUGCUGCAGGAGUAUGAGAAGCAAAUAGGCUCGAAGACAGCAUCUUUCUCGGUGCAGGCAUACAGGAAAUGGAUCCCCAAGGCAAUGGUGGGGUGGGUCAUGGUGACUUGCGGCAUUGCUUUGUGGCUUUACAGUUACAUGGACGAUGACGGCAGAUUAAGGAGGAAAGAACUACUGCAGAGCAUGUGUGACCAAAGGGCCAGAAUGUUGCAGGAUCAGUUCAUUGCUAGCGUUAACCAUGUCCAUGCCCUUGCCAUUCUUAUUUCCACUUUCCAUUACUUCAAGAACCCUUCUGCCAUUGACCAGGAAACGUUUGCUGAGUACACUGCAAGAACAGCGUUUGAACGGCCAUUGCUAACUGGGGUCGCCUAUUCAGAAAGGGUGCCCGAUUCUGAGAGGGAAGAAUUUGAGAGGAAAUAUGGCUGGACGAUCAAGACAAUGCAAAGGGAGGCUCCUCCCAUUCGGAAUGAGUAUGCACCAGUAAUAUUGUCUCAAGAAACCGUCUCUUACCUUCAGUCCAUUGACAUGAUGUCUGGGGAGGAGGACAGAGAAAACAUAGUGCGAGCUCGGUCUACAGGGAAAGCUGUGUUUACAGGGCCUUUCAGGCUACUUGGCUCCAAUCAUCUUGGUGUUGUAUUGACAUUUCCAGUUUACAAGCCCAAGCUUCCUUCAUCUUCCACAGUACAACAGAGAAUCGAAGCGACUGCAGGAUAUCUUGGGGGUUCAUUUGAUGUGGAGUCCCUAGUGGAGAACUUGCUUGGAAAACUAGCUGGGAAUCAAGCGAUUUUGGUGAAUGUUUAUGAUGUGACCAACUCAUCGGAUCCAUUGAUCAUGUAUGGUCAUGAAGAUCAGGAAGGUGACACGUCACUUGUACUCGAGAGUAAACUUGAUUUUCAGGAUCCAUUUAGAAAGCAUAAGAUGGUUUGCAGAUACCACGAUAAUGCAUCAUGGAAUUGGUCAGCAAUCAUCACGACGGGAUUGUUCUGGAUGGUAGGUAUAUUAAUUGGAUACAUCUUUUACGGUGCAGGAAACCACAUUGUGAAAGUUGAGGAUGAGUUCAAUGAAAUGGAGGAGCUGAAAAGCAGAGCUGAAGCUGCUGAUAUUGCGAAAUCACAGUUUCUGGCUAUGGUAUCACAUGAAAUCAGAACGCCGAUGAAUGGUGUCCUUGGAAUGCUUGCCUUGCUCCUGGAUACUGAUCUUAGUUCAACUCAGAGAGACUAUGCUCAAACAGCACAAGCCUGUGGGCAGGCACUGAUAACUUUGAUAAAUGAGGUGCUGGACCGGGCCAAAAUCGAAGCUGGAAAGUUAGACCUGGAGACUGUCCCAUUUCACCUUCGAUCCCUAUUAGAUGACGUGCUUUCUUUGUUCUCUGAGAAGUCUAGGAACAAAAGCAUAGAGUUGGCUGUGUUUGUUUCGGAUAAUGUUCCGGAGUUGGUUGUUGGGGAUCCUGGAAGAUUCAGACAAGUCAUCACAAAUCUUGUUGGGAACUCAGUGAAGUUCACUGAACGAGGACAUAUUUUCCUUAGAGUUCAUCUAGAAGAGCACGCCAGGGCCGUCAAGAACUCAAAAUCCAACAUCAGUAGUCCUAUGGAUGGAGAGGAAUCCGAUUCCCAACAAUUCGGGACCUUAAGUGCUUUAGAGGCUGCCAAUGAGUGGAACAGCUGGGACACCUUCAAGUACUUCGUUGCUGAAGAAGGGUUCACAAUGAAAGAUUCAUCAAAUGGAGGAACAACUCAUGAAGAUGCAACUGGGAACCUUGUCACGUUGAGAGUGUGCGUGGAAGACACCGGGAUAGGAAUCCCUCUGCCGGCUCAGUACCGUGUUUUCAUGCCAUUUGUGCAGGCAGACAGUUCGACGUCGAGAACCUAUGGAGGAACGGGGAUUGGAUUGAGUAUCAGCAAGUCUUUGGUUGAACUCAUGGGCGGACAGAUAAAGUUUGUCAGCCGGCCUCGUGUUGGCAGUACUUUCACAUUCACAGCAGUUCUACAGAGGUACCAGGGAAAUGAUGUGAACAAUGCAGAGAAAAAACGAAAUGCUGAAGACCUGCCUUCGAGCUUUAGAGGACUGAAGGCGGUAAUAGUAGAUGCUAAACCGGUGAGGGCAGCUGUUACUCGGUAUCACCUUAGGAGGCUUGGCAUUGUAGUUGAAGUUGCUAGUAGCAUCAAGGUGGCAGCUACUAUGUUUGGGGAAAAUGAUACCCUUGCAGCCGGGAAGAACAGUCAGCCUGACAUAGUUCUUAUGGAGAAAGACGCAUGCUUCUCUGGGGAGGAACACGGUUCACCAGUAUGGCCAUCAGAUUGGAAACAGAAUGGAAAUAAGAAUAGUGUCCGAAAGUUUGCAAAGAUGAUCCUGAUAGCUACCAAUAUCAGCAACUGGGAAGUGGAGAGAGCUAAAGAAGCAGGGUUUGAAGACACUGUGAUCAUGAAGCCCUUGAGAGCAAGCAUGAUGGCUGCAUGUCUUCAUCAAGUUCUUGGAACGGGGAGGAAGAAGUCGCAAGGUAAAGGAUCGUCAAAUUACCUGCAGAGUAGUCUACUGUGUGGCAAGAAGAUUCUCGUGGUUGAUGACAACAGAGUGAACCAGAGAGUCGCUGCUGGGGCAUUGAAGAAGUUUGGUGCCAAUGUCGAAUGUGCUGACAGUGGCAAAGCUGCCCUUGAGCUGCUUCAGAUACCGCAUGGGUUCGAUGCUUGCUUCAUGGAUAUUCAGAUGCCUGAAAUGGAUGGGUUUGAGGCAACGCGACAGAUAAGGCAGAUGGAAGAGCAAGCGAAUGAGAAGUUGGAAGCAGAAGGUUCGAUCGUAGAAGACGGGGAGGAUGGAUGGCAUUUGCCGGUAUUAGCCAUGACCGCUGAUGUGGUACAGGCGACGUACGAGGAGUGCGUGAAAUGUGGGAUGGAUGGAUAUGUGUCGAAGCCAUUUGAGGAGCAGAAACUGCAUCAGGCAGUUGCCAAGUUCUUCCAAGAUAAGCCCAUUUCUAGGUCAUAAUCGGUCAACCAAAUUACAGAGGAGAUAAGAUUUUGAUGAUUCUUUUGACGGGCAAUGUAGAUGCAUUGGUUUGCUAACCGGUUUCAUGUUAGGCCUUGCUAAUGCUAGGUGAAGGAAAACGAUAAUGAAUGGAGAAGGUAGAAAUUAUGUGCCCACCAUCUCGUCUCAUCUCAUUUCAUGUUUAUAUAGCAUAGGAGAUUUGAGGGGAUGAAUCGGUGUUAGAAACCGAUUUCUGUAGGGUUUCUCUAUUUAUUAAUAUAAUUAUAAUUAGGGUAAUUAUCAAUAAGGUUAGUAGUCAUUUAAUAGAAUUAGGUUUUAUUGUUAGGGUUUUUCACUAUUUCUUAUAUAUAUAUAUGUACUUUGGGCUUCCAUUCAGAAUCAAUAAGAAGCAUAUUAAGAAAA